Molecule: messenger RNA, 278 nt
Organism: Aplysia californica (California sea hare)
Lineage: Eukaryota; Metazoa; Mollusca; Gastropoda; Aplysiida; Aplysiidae
Product: solute carrier family 13 member 2
Biological process (GO): monoatomic anion transmembrane transport
Cellular component (GO): membrane
Molecular function (GO): transmembrane transporter activity
Source: RefSeq, a predicted model, not a curated record
AUGACUCAACAGACCAGGACAUGUCUGUACUGUCUGGUGGUGAUGGCCGUGGUGUGGAUCACCGAGGCCCUGCCCAUCUCUGCCACAGCUCUCUUCCCAUUGGUCAUGUUUCCUAUGGGCGGAGUUUUGACAGCCGCAGACACCGCCUCUGCUUAUAUCGGGAACACAAACAUGCUAUUUGUGGGCGGGCUGAUCUUUGCUGUGGCAGUGGAGGAGUGGAACCUUCACAAGCGUAUCGCAGUUAUGGUCAUGAUGGCCGUGGGUUCGGAUCCCAAGUG